Molecule: messenger RNA, 2682 nt
Organism: Synchiropus splendidus (mandarinfish)
Lineage: Eukaryota; Metazoa; Chordata; Actinopteri; Syngnathiformes; Callionymidae
Gene: antxr1d
Product: ANTXR cell adhesion molecule 1d
Exons: 18
Coding region: 167-1855 (562 amino acids)
Cellular component (GO): membrane
Molecular function (GO): signaling receptor activity
Source: RefSeq, a predicted model, not a curated record
UUUUUCUCCCCCCUUCUUGUGGAGAGGCCGGCUCUAACUGAUCCAGAUCUCUGCUGGGCUGGACUGUCGAGAACACCGAGGACGCAAAACAGUCUUUUGAGAAGGAAAAUCCUGGCGUGAAAAUGUGAAGAUUUUCUCCACUUUCCAGGCAACAACAGCGCGGAAGAUGGCGGGGACACAAACUCUUCUCGCUUUGGUUCUGCUGUGGAUUUUCAUUCUCGGAGUGUCGGUGAAAGGAGAGCGGCCAGUGGAGGAGGAGGAGGAGGAGAGGUCCUGUCAGGGAGCGUUCGACCUCUACUUUGUCCUGGACAAAUCUGGUAGCGUGAAGCAUCACUGGAUUGAGAUUUACUCCUUUGUGAAGCAACUGGCUGAGAAGUUUAUCAGCCCGAUGCUGAGAAUGUCCUUCAUAGUGUUCUCCACAAGAGGAAAUAUCAUCAUGAAGCUGACAGAGAACAGGGAGGCCAUCACAGAGGGGCUGACCGCCCUGAGGAAAGUUGUUCCUGGAGGAGACACAUUCAUGAAUUUAGGCCUGGAAAUGGCCAAUACCCAGAUUUACCAAGAGAAUCACGGAACGGCCAGUGUCAUUAUCGCUCUAACAGACGGGGAGCUGAAUAACUGGCAGUUCGACACGGCUCAAAGAGAGGCUCAGCGGGCCAGGUCGAUGGGAGCCAUUGUUUACUGUGUAGGGGUCAAAGAAUUUAACCAGACCCAGCUGGCAACCAUCGCAGAUACUGUGGAACACGUGUUCCCAGUGUGGGGAGGCUUCCAAGCGCUCCGGGGUAUCAUUGACUCGAUCAUCAAGAAGUCCUGCAUUGAGAUUCUGGCAGUGGAGCCGUCCAGCGUGUGUGCAGGAGAUAGUUUCCAGGUCGUCGUGAGAGGCAACGGCUUCCUCCACGCGAGAGACACCAACCAGGUCUUCUGCAGCUUCAAACUGAACGACACGCACACAGUGGAUGAGAGACCAGCCAGAAUCGAAAACACCAUCCUGCUGUGCACAGCUCCGGUGGUGGAGGAAGUCGGCAGGGUCAUCUACCUGCAGGUGAGCAUGAACGAGGGGCUCUCCUACAUCACCAGCUCGGUUCACAUCACCACCACCGAAUGUUUUGAUGGGACCAUCGUGCUGAUUUCACUGCUGGUGGUCUUCCUGCUGGUGGGCCUGCUGCUCAUGUGGUGGUUCUGGCCUCUCUGCUGCACCGUGGUCAUCAAGGAGCCGCCCCCUCCUCCUCCACCUGAACCGGAAUCAGAUGAUGAAGAUGGCAUGCCCAAAAAAAAGUGGCCCACAGUGGAUGCGUCCUACUAUGGAGGGCGAGGCGUCGGGGGCAUCAAGCGCAUGGAGGUGCGGUGGGGAGAGAAAGGCUCCACAGAAGAGGGCGCUAAGCUGGACAAACCCAAAAAUGCAGUGGUGAAGAUGCCAGAGCAGGAAUUUGAGCCAUACGAGCCCAAGCCUCGAAAACGUCCGCGACCCCCUCCCCAGCAGAGGCGGUGGUACACCCCCAUUCAGGGCAAGCUGGAUGCUCUGUGGGCUCUGUUCAGGCGAGGCUACGACCAAGUGUCUCUGAUGAGACCGCAGCCAGGGGACCAGGGUCGCUGCAUAAACUUCCAGAGAGUCAAAGAUGGGGCGUCACCUGGGAACAGCCAGAGGCCACCUCGCUCACACGCUUCUCCAGCGCCACCCUCUGCUCCUCCUCCACCGCUGGAACAGCGACCUCUGGUCUCCCACCCGGUCCCCCCAACAAAGCCGGCACCCAAAGGGCCUCCACGCACCACCCCUCCGGCCCGUGCGCCCCCUCCAGGUCCGCCUCCGAGUCGAGCGCCCCCUGGACCCCCACCGUCAAGACCCCCGCCCAGGCUUUGAAUAAACCGGAAAAAACUUGCAAUCCAGUCGCUCAAGCUUGGGGUGACGUUUGUUGCUGGACAGCAAAUAUUGAUGCUGACGUCGCUGUAGCAAAGUGCUUAAAUGUCAGUUUAGGUUUUGAAAUGUACUGAAGCAUUGGUUUCUUAAAUGAGGGUUCAAAUCCUUACGUGCAUAUGUGAAACAUCAAGUGAAGCUGUGGUCAACAAUGCUGAACCUAGAAAUGCACAGUAUGUGGAUAGAAAUGUGUAUAGAAAUCCAGAAAUUCAAUUAGAAACUAUAAAGGAGAGAAAGCAGUGAGGCUAUUGUGAAGUGAUGUAUUUCAGGUUUUAUUUAGGAUUUUGGAUUUGAGGAUCAGGUUUGAGGGUGUAGAAGUAGGUGACCGGGAACAGAAAAGUAAGUUGAAAUUUAAGGAUGAUCUUGCUGUGUGUAGAGUGACAUCAUUCUUUGGCUUCAUCUUGGCAUGUUGCUUGCACGAGGGUGUGGUGAAGGUGUCGAUAAAACAAGCAGUUUUGAAAGUCAGCUUCUUUCGAGGAUCUAUCUCAGAGGCCUGAUCGACUUCUCUGCAUCGUUCAGGCUCAGCGAUGUGUCAGCGACUGCAGGGCAGUUUGUUGAGCGUCUUAUUUAUUGUCGCAGGCCUCCAGCUUUGACGCCCAAAUUAUUGUGGUGGGGGUGUAAAAGAUAGAAACCUGUGGUGCAUUUGUGUUUCUGUCCAAAAGCCUUAUAUUAAAUAUACUUGUAUCGUCUCGGUUCUUCUGCUUUAACUGACUGAAAUGAUGAUUUGCAUUGUUUCUGGACUAACUUUUGUUAAUAAAUGCUCAUUUUUAUUA